Molecule: messenger RNA, 3510 nt
Organism: Diprion similis
Lineage: Eukaryota; Metazoa; Arthropoda; Insecta; Hymenoptera; Diprionidae
Product: protein trachealess
Exons: 14
Coding region: 376-3381 (1001 amino acids)
Biological process (GO): regulation of transcription by RNA polymerase II
Molecular function (GO): DNA-binding transcription factor activity, RNA polymerase II-specific; RNA polymerase II transcription regulatory region sequence-specific DNA binding; protein dimerization activity
Source: RefSeq, a predicted model, not a curated record
GUCGUCCGUCCGGCUCCGUAAUCGCGCGCGCACCUGUCCUCUCGCGUCUCGAUCCUCGCCCGGCCGCGUCAAGUGCCGCGCUUGCUUUCCGAUCGUCCGCGCGUUUUCCGAGCCGACCGCAACCCCGGCGCGAAACCCGGAGGUCCGAAGAGGUCGCGAGCUAGCUAGCUAUGUGGUGACAAGAGUGCAGCGAGGUCGGCCGAUACAGUGCAGAGUGGAGAUUGCGGCAACGAGCAGUGGUUCAUUAUACAGCGUGCCAGAGUGAUCGGUAUAUCAUAUGAUACCAACACCCUUUUCCAUAUAUAUUGUACAGUGCAGUCGCGGGUGAAACACAAUAGUGAGAUAUAAGAUUCGUCAGUUGUGGAGGGGUGGCUGAUGCACCGAGGCGGCGGCGGCGGCGGCGGCGGGAACGGCCCGGCUACCGCCGGUCCUCGCGGCCUCGAUCUGGAACAUCCCCCGAUGCCGGGGGCGGCAGGGUUUCCAUGGGGAGCCAUGCUCGCCGGGCACCAUCAUCACGCCGCUGCGGCGGCCGCAGGCAUGAUGCAGCCGCCGCUGUCCGCCGGCGGUGACUACAAUCCGGCCGCUGCCCAUCACGGGGGCGCCCAACCCGCGAUGCCCAUGGACCUUCACGUACCCCAGGCGUUUACCUAUUACAGGUAUCGCGAAGAUGCUCUCUGUUGGACGGAUAGGAAGCCGUCCAUGGAUGACGUCGGCAACCCAGCUUCCGUCAACGUUCGAUUUGAGGAGAGACACUACGCGUUCGAAAGCAUCCUCGAGCUUCGUAAAGAGAAGAGCAGAGACGCGGCGAGGUCGCGGCGAGGAAAGGAAAACCACGAGUUCUACGAGUUGGCAAAAAUGCUUCCGCUCCCAGCGGCCAUUACCUCCCAGCUGGACAAGGCGUCCAUCAUCAGACUCACAAUCUCCUACCUCAAACUCCGAGAUUUCUCGGGGCACGGGGAUCCUCCAUGGAGCCGGGACGGUCCGGCGCCGAACAAGUCCAUCAAAGGUGCCAACCGGGUGAGGUCACCUGCAACACUGGCAAUGGACAUGUUCGAGCAGCACCAGGGUACCCACAUCCUUCAGUCGCUUGACGGUUUCGCAAUGGCGGUCGCAGCUGAUGGAAGGUUUCUGUACAUCUCGGAGACAGUCUCCAUCUACCUCGGACUUUCCCAGGUGGAAAUGACCGGCUCCUCGGUUUUCGACUACGUUCACCAGCAAGACCAUUCGGAAGUCGCCGAACAGCUCGGCUUGGGCCUCGCGUCAUCCUCGAGUUCCUCGGGCCCUCAUUCCUCCAGCUCUGGUCUCGCCUCUCCGAGCAGCGCUGCAUCCGAAGAGCACGGUUCGUCGUCGACAGCCAAUCCUGAUGUAUCCUCUGUAAUGUCCUUGACGGCCAGCGGUCUCUACAAGGGUUACGACCGAGCAUUCUGCGUGCGGAUGAAAUCCACGCUGACGAAAAGGGGAUGCCAUUUCAAGUCCUCCGGGUACAGGGUGGUGUUGCUGUUGUGCAGACUUAGGCCUCAGUAUACGUUCAGCCACUCCAGGAAGUCGGCACCACCGCUGAUGGGCAUGGUAGGCCUCGCCAUUGCCCUACCACCUCCUAGUGUCCACGAGAUUCGACUUGAGACUGAUAUGUUCGUCACUCGCAUCAACUUUGACUUCCGGAUAGCCCACUGCGAACCAAAGGUAUCAGAGCUGCUGGACUAUUCGGCGGACGAAUUAACGGGAAAGAAUUUGUACGCCCUGUGCCACGGAGAAGACGCGAAUCGUCUUCGAAAGUCACACGUCGACCUGAUUCACAAAGGGCAGGUCCUCACUCACUAUUAUCGGUUAAUGAACAAAAGUGGAGGAUAUACGUGGCUACAGACGUGCGCUACUGUGGUGUGCAACUCGAAGAACGCCGAGGAGCAGAACAUCAUUUGCGUGAACUACGUGAUCAGUGGUCGAGAGUACGAAAACCUCAUCAUGGAUUGCUGCCAGCUAGAGGAUGGCGUAACUGGCGUGAAGAGGGAAGAUGCUGCCGGAAAUGACCCUGAGAACGGUUCACCCGACGCUGACAGAGGAGAAGGGCGCAGCAGCGGAGGGCCAACGAAUCAGCAGCCCGAUCAUCCGCACCGGUCGCCUCAAGAGGACGGCGAGGACGCGCCAGGAUCCGAGGGCGAACCGCGGGGUGGAAGGCAGCACGAGCACGCGGCGCAACUGCAGCAGGAGCCGAAGGCGGUUGUGGGUAACGUGAACGCACCGGCGGUGAAACUGCGAGGACACAAGCGGAAAAUAGUCCCAGACGAGGAAAGCAGCUCCGGCGAGGAGGAGGACGAGGACGACAUAACGGGGAAGGCGGCGGGGACCGGAAGAAGCCAUGCCCUGAGUCCGGCGUCCUCGAACCACUCGGUUCCCGGCGGAGAUCACGCGCUGCGACCCGGAAGUCCGAAGGCGCGUCGCUCGGACGGAAGUGACAAUAACGGGGAGGUGCCGGGGACUUCGGUGAAGGACCUGGAGCAAGCGAUGUCGAAGCAUUUGCCCGGGGCGCCGCUCGGCAAACCGGAAUCACCGGCGCUUCACCAGCCGACGGAUUUUAGCACGGACGCGCUGCUCAAACAGCAGCAACAACGCAGCACCAUCCAAUGGAUCGGGGCCCACCACCACCACCUCAGCCACUUGAACCCCCAGCAGUCGGCGACGGCGCCACUUCCGGCCUCGGCUCUUCUCCGGCAGCUCUACGCGAACCGGGAGAGCGUCAUCCGCGCUAACGUCCACGGCAUCACGUCGACCGGGGCGAGGGCACCUUCGGCAGGGGGCGGAUACUACGCCGGGGAGAAUCCGCAGAACGGACCCCUGCCGACACCCCCGGGUUCAGAGGGCUCGUCGACCUACGGCGAACACCAGUUUGUUCUCUCUGCUCACAACCAGAAGACCUCCGCGACGUCGAGCGGCGCCGACGCGUUCACCAGUCUGGUUUCCUCCUACUCGGCGGCGGGUGGAUACGCCGUGGAUUAUCACUCGGCGAUGACGCCACCCUCGUCGGUUUCGCCACGCGAUAAGCAUCCUCAGCAGCAGCAGCAGCAGCAGCAGCAGCAACAGCAACAGCAGCAACAGCAGCAGCAAAUCCACCCGGGUGGCGUUGUCGGUGGUUACGAAACCUCGGUUUACGCCGAUCCGCUACUCAGACAUCAGUACGAACCCGCCCAGCCGCUACCCCUGAAGCCCCAGGUAUAUUCGGCGGCGGUACAUCCCAGCGCCCUCGACGCCGCCGCCGUGGCUUACGCCUCCGCAGGACUCGAACAGCCGCAAUUUUAUCACCAUCCGGCCGCCGGAGCUGGAUUUCACUUGUAUCAUCCAUCCAAUAAGGCGACAUCGAGUACCUGGUACAGCUCGGCUUCUUAGUAGCGCUCGACCGACGGAGUGUACUUAAAAAAUUUAUAGAACAAGGACGAGAAACGUUGUAGAGAAACGAACCCAAAGGCCCCACGUGCAUAUCAGACCUUCCUCCCGGAAGUAAAAGGAAAGACGAAG